Ictidomys tridecemlineatus (thirteen-lined ground squirrel) is the source of this 858-nucleotide messenger RNA. RefSeq names its product RING finger protein 11. NCBI's taxonomy places the organism in Eukaryota, Metazoa, Chordata, Mammalia, Rodentia, Sciuridae. The record is from RefSeq and is a predicted model, not a curated record. Gene Ontology annotation, biological process: ubiquitin-dependent protein catabolic process. Gene Ontology annotation, molecular function: ubiquitin protein ligase activity. Gene Ontology annotation, cellular component: ubiquitin ligase complex.
CCCCAGCCCUGCAAGAUGGGGAACUGCCUCAAAUCCCCCACCUCGGGUGACAUCUCCCUGCUUCAGGAGUCUCAGUCCCACCGGGCUAGCUUUGAUGAGGGGAUGGAGCUGCAUCAGCAGGAACAAGUUCCUGUUCCAGUUUAUCAUCCAACACCUAGCCAGACUCGGCUAGCAACUCAGUUGACUGAAGAAGAACAAAUUAGGAUAGCUCAGAGAAUAGGCCUUAAAGAGCAUCUGCCUAAAGGAGUUUAUGACCCUGGAAGAGAUGGAUCCGAAAAAAUCCGGGAGUGUGUGAUCUGUUUGAUGGACUUUGUUUAUGGGGACCCAAUUCGAUUUCUGCCGUGCAUGCACAUCUAUCACCUGGACUGUAUAGAUGACUGGUUGAUGAGAUCCUUCACGUGCCCCUCCUGCAUGGAGCCAGUUGAUGCAGCACUGCUCUCAUCCUAUGAGACUAACUGAGCCAGGGUCUCUCGUCUGACUUCAAGUGAACCAUCAUUUUUGGUGUUUGAUCUUUCGUCACUGAGCCCUAAGAGCCAGGGAUUAGGAAUUAAGAUCAUGCACUAAAAAUUCCUGGAUGGCUGCAGAUGUUGAGGAAAGUAUGUGAUACUUUAGAAACUUAGGGGGGGGAAGUAGGAUGGUAUUUUUAUGUAAAGCCUUGACCCAGUGUUUAAGAAUAUAAUUGUAUUUAGACCUUGUUAUUGCUCCAGUACAUAGUACAAGUGUGUAAAGUGUUAAAGCAACUGUAUAUGUUUAAAUUGUGUGUGUUGAAGAUUAGGAAAAAAAGAUAGUGGUUACUUUUCCUAAAUGAAAUAAUUUUCUUCUCUCCAACAAAUUUUUUUCUGAAGUUAAUGGCAUUUG